Messenger RNA from Striga hermonthica, 900 nucleotides. The record is from the annotation of a GenBank genome assembly. NCBI's taxonomy places the organism in Eukaryota, Viridiplantae, Streptophyta, Magnoliopsida, Lamiales, Orobanchaceae.
AUGUUUCAUUUAUGCAGAGAUAAGUACUCUCUGAAAAGGAGACUGAGGAUCAGAACUGUACAACUCGAUACGGCUCGCAAUAUCAGUGAAAUUUAUGAUAGUGUUGAUCCUGAAGUUGUUCUCUCUAUACUUGUUCAUGAGGUUAUUUUGUCCUCUUUGGAGAAUGGAGUUAGAGAGGGUAGAAUCCUGCUACACGAGUGGCUUGUAAAUCUAACUGCUCAGUAUAAUGAUACUUUUAAGAUUGCUGAGUACAAGAGAGGGGGUUUAACGACAUCUCAGUUUGAUGUUGCCUUCACCCAGUGCCCUCAGCUGCAACAUUUGCCCCGUUUAGUCUUUGCUUUGCUCCGAAAUCCUCUUCUUCGCUUUCAUGAAGAAGGUGUCCAUCCAGACUAUCGGAUCUAUCUUCAAUGUCUAUUCAGUGCUCUGGAACCUUCUUCACUCGCCCUUGCCAUAUACCCAUUGCUGGCAUCUUAUGAAACACCGGAUAGACAAGCAUUUCCUCGCCAUUCGCUGAGUCGUGCUGCAUUACUAACAAGUGGUAGCCCGAUAUUUUUACUUGAUGCCUUCACAACUCUCAUUGUGUUCUAUUCAUCUACAGCUGACUCUGCACUUCCUUUUCCUCCACCUCAGAACUGCCUUCUGAGAACCACCAUUAACAAACUGAAGCAAGGGCGGAUUGUCACCCCUAAACUCAUAUUUAUCAGGGGAGGGCAAGAUGAUGCAACCGUGUUCGAAAAUUACCUUAUAGAGGAGCAGGAUGUUGAGGGGAGUGGCAUCACGAGCGUCAUGGGUUUCGUCUCGUUCCUGGAUGAGAUCAACCGUGAUGUGGUGGAGGGUUUUUCCAUUGGGAAAUGCAGCUUAGGUCUGUUUGAGUUUGUGCGAAUAGUGCCGUAUGCUUAG